Molecule: messenger RNA, 839 nt
Organism: Fundulus heteroclitus (mummichog)
Lineage: Eukaryota; Metazoa; Chordata; Actinopteri; Cyprinodontiformes; Fundulidae
Product: methionine-R-sulfoxide reductase B1-A
Exons: 4
Molecular function (GO): peptide-methionine (R)-S-oxide reductase activity
Source: RefSeq, a predicted model, not a curated record
GAAGUGACGUUGUCUCGUUGCGUUUUGUUUCGGUGCGGCACAGAAACAAGGGAUUAAGUUCACGGGCAGCGAUGUCGUUUUGCUCCUUUUUCGGCGGAGAGGUCUUUAAAGACCACUUUAAACCAGGGAUUUACGUUUGCUCCAAGUGUGACCAUGAGCUGUUCUCCAGCCGCUCCAAGUACGAGCACUCGUCCCCCUGGCCGGCCUUCACAGAGACGGUCCAUGAAAACAGCGUGUCCAAAUAUAAGGAGAGGCCCGGGGCUUAUAAGGUAAAGUGUGGGAAGUGUGGAAACGGCCUGGGGCAUGAAUUUGUGAAUGACGGUCCGGCCAAGGGGGUUUCUCGCUUCUGAAUAUUCAGCAGCUCACUGAAGUUCGUCCCUAAAGAUAAGGUCGAUGGACAAUAAAGUGAGCGGCGAGGGAGUGCCGAAGGAUUAGGAGCUUCUCUGUGCUGCAGAAGGUGCGGGCAGCGAAUGAAGGGUUCUGGGUCAAAGUCCUCUCAGGGAGCCCCAGGACUCUGAUGAAUGACGGCCUCACUGGAAAAGCGAGGACACAGAGCAGCAGUGGAAACCCUUCAGCUAUGCAAUUUAUCACAGAUCGAGCUACUAGAUUCAGCGCACAAGUCACACCCUGAUACGAACACGGGCUGUUUAUAUCAGUUCGGCGCUUUUUAUCAGCCUGUCGGAAAGAAACGGGAGAAGUCCUUUCUAGGGAUUAACCGAUAUUUUUGAACAACGUACGACAUACACGUAAAAUUCCUUAGAUUGUUCUAUGAGAUAAGUAUUUUAUGUAAAUUUAUGCACAAUGAUCGCUAUGUUUUAAAUAAAAGACAAAUAAAUGUG